CCAGCCACACCCACCCACCCGGUUCGGGCUGCGGAGUUCCGGCAGGGCCGGGCGUGGGCGACACUACGCGGGGGUUUUGGCGCUCCCCAGGCUCCUCGGGGCUAGAGAUCGCUACCUCGGACUCCCAGGCUCCGCUUUCCCUCUGGAAGCCCAGGCAAAGCUCCAGAGUCGUCGGGUCCCAUCCAAAAUCUCCCUGGAGACGGUGGAAGGGCUGAAGUGGCCGGGCGUCUCGGGGGUUUUAGACCUGAAAUGGCCAAAUAUCAGGGUGAAGUUCAAAGUUUGAAACUGGAUGAUGAUUCAGUCAUAGAAGGAGUAAGUGACCAAGUACUUGUGGCAGUUGUGGUCAGUUUCGCUUUGAUUGCUACCCUGGUAUAUGCACUUUUCAGAAAUGCACAUCAAAACAUUCACCCAGAAAACCAAGAACUAAUAAGAGUGCUUCGGGAACAACUUCAAACAGAACAGGAUGCCCCUGCUGCUGCUCGACAGCAGUUUUACACCGACAUGCACUGUCCAAUCUGUUUACAUCAAGCCUCCUGCCCUGUGGAGACAAACUGUGGACAUCUCUUCUGCGGUACCUGCAUUAUUGCGUACUGGCGAUAUGGUUCAUGGCUUGGGGCCAUCAGUUGUCCAAUCUGUAGACAAACGGUAACUUUACUGCUACCAGUAUUUAGUGACCAUGACCAGUCUCAGGAUGUUGUAUCGUUGCAUCAAGAUAUUAAUGAUUAUAACCGGAGAUUCUCAGGGCAGCCCAGAUCUAUUAUGGAAAGAAUUAUGGAUCUACCCACUUUACUGAGGCAUGCAUUCAGGGAAAUGUUUUCAGUCGGUGGCCUUUUCUGGAUGUUCCGUAUCAGGAUAAUACUUUGUUUAAUGGGAGCUUUUUUCUAUCUUAUAUCACCUCUAGAUUUUGUACCUGAAGCCUUGUUUGGAAUUCUGGGCUUUUUAGAUGAUUUCUUUGUCAUUUUUUUGUUGCUUAUCUACAUCUCUAUUAUGUAUCGAGAAGUGAUAACGCAGAGACUAAACAGGUGAAAAAAGUUUACUGAAAUAUGAGCUAAUGUGUACAAUCAAACAAAAGGAGCCAUGGUAUCAUACAGCGUUAGAAUAUUAUCUUACAAACUGAAGACUGCUGUAUGACAGACAUUUGAUUAUUAUUUGGCAAAUACCUAGCAAUAUAUGACUGGAAUUUUUACAUGUUGCAGGUUCUGAUAUUAAGGUUAGAAUUAUAAUAAUUUACAACUUUGUUUUGAUUGUGUUGUUUGUAAAGUCUCUGGGGAAAAAAACAUGAAAUUAUAUAAAAAGGGAUGCUUUCAUAUCUUUCUUUUCCCCCAAAUUACUCAGAUUAAUGGGAUGUAUAGUAAGAUAGUGUUAAAUGUACACUUUACCCAUGUUUCCUUCUCAGUGAGCACCUGUAGGAUAAUAUAUUGCAAUGAGACUCAUCUAAAUAUUUUUGUUACAAUAAAAUACUACACAGUAUCAGGGGAAAAGUGUUUUUUUUAGUACUAAGUUUUGUGCAUUUGGAGCAGUUCUGCUCUUCCAUUCUGAUACAAGUCUUUGUUAUUAGCUGAAAGUGAACAAAAAAACUUGAACUUGAUCAUUUGAUUUCACAUUCUGGUUUACAGAACACUGGGAGAGUUAACAAGGUGUAAGACAUUUAUGUCCAGCCAGCAUACUUAUGUUCUCAGUAUGGCAUGUAAACCAGAGUUUGGUCCUUUUAUAGGAACAGUGUAUUAAAGUAACUUGUAAAAGGAAUGUUUUUUCAGAAACCUGGGCAAUACUGUAAACAAAUAGUAGUUUGAUGCAUUUCUGAAAAAAAGUGGUUUUUCAUGGCUUGAGCAUCAAAGAGGGUACUAGGAGAGUACUAGGAAGAUUUUAAGUUUGACAAGAGGAAUUAUGGUGAACUAGAGUAACAGAAUGGACAAAUCUGGUUCGUUUUCUCUGGACAGAAAACUUGUAAUGCUGUCCCUAGAUGGUGCAGAAUGAGCAAAUGUCAGAUGUGAUUCAAUAGGAAGGUUACAUUGGUUUCUUUUUUUAACUGCUACAGUGUAACGCUCUCUUCUGCAGUUUUGUUUGAAAAGAACCAAAACCACAAGUAUUAUGAAAUCCCAGUUCCCUCAGCUGGCACUACUCAUUAGCAAACUGGACAGCAGGAGGUUGUUGAUGCCCAGGGCUGCUAGCUCUGUCACCUGAUAGUCAUAUUGUCCAUUCACACGCUAGUGAGCCUCCCUAUGUAUAGACAGACCAAAAAAACAAAAAAGAACAAAUCUAUCGAAGUCUCCCAAAUUAGAUUAGCCAUCGACUGAUAAGAUGCUGAAUAAUAAUAGUGCUUUCUAAUUUGGGUCUAGGACAAAGCUGCCUCUUGUUAGAGAGAAAAACAAUAAUGCUUAAAUAUCGCACAUUAUAAUUACAGCAAUUUCUCAAAUACUUUUCAUUUUAUGCUUAAAACAGUUAUGUGAAGAAGGCACGUGUCUUCCUUUUCACAGGUGAAAUCCCUGUUAUUGGUGACAGGUUUUUGGUUUGUCUGAAGCCACCAAGGUAUAAGUGACUGAACUGGUAUUGUAUUUAAUAGGACUCCUGCAUGGGGUUCAGGUAAAUGUGAGGGUUAUUGCAAAGAGGCGAAACUAGAGAGAAACCAGGGUCCCCUGGAGUCUUUUGGGACAUACUGGAGUAAGAUAGCUUAGGUACACCUAAAAAGAAAGGAAGGUCUACAAAGACGACGUAUCACGACUUCACGAAUCCUAAAUCUGCAGUUCCAAAUCAAACAUCUAGUAGGGUGGCACACUUCACAGAACAACAUUUCAGCUGCAGCUACCAAUUCUAAAAGCUAAGGAGCAGGAAUUUGUUACACUAGACUAGAAAUACAUUUCCUACCAAUUGCAAAUUUGGUGUGGGGUUAUAUAGCAAUGUCAUUUUUUAAAGGCUUUCUUUUUCUGUGCAUGUUCUGCUUCAAGUGUCAACAUUUCUAGUUACAAUAAUUUUACCGUAAUAUUGGAAUUCCUUGUAAGACUUUACUGGUAGAAGUGUAUUACACCAACUUUUGUAACAUACAAAAACACUGUAUUAUCGGAAGUCUUAUUAAAUAGAAAAGGGAACACGUGGGUAUUUCAGAAUUGUAGACCUGCUUAUUAUGUGUCUGUACUGAUCACUGAUAAUAAAUGCAGAUGUUAUCCGAGAGCAUUUAAAACGAGUCAAUCAGUGUUUUCAACAUAGUAAUACUUCUGUGAUUCAGAGUGAGAUCAUAUAAAUCAAAGCAACAAUCGGGACUCUGUAAACAAUAAUGUAACUGUCACCAAAACAAAUGGUCCAACCCUGGGAGCAGGUAACUUGGGCAGGUUGAUGGAAAACAAGACAGAGGGAACAGCUGUUCUCAGUGCCCACUGAGCGGUGGUUUCGGCCCCCACACUCUCAGCCUCUGAAAGCAACGGGAGGAAAGAACUGUCUUGACCCCUGUGGCCGUGCAGACGCCUACCUCAGAGAGUUGCAGAGAAUCGACGGUUUGAUUCAGACUUUGUGAUUUAAGAAUUUGUCAAACACCUACUCUUUUGAAUAAAAGCAACAUAUCUAAAAUUAAAAA
Molecule: messenger RNA, 3568 nt
Organism: Phyllostomus discolor (pale spear-nosed bat)
Lineage: Eukaryota; Metazoa; Chordata; Mammalia; Chiroptera; Phyllostomidae
Gene: RNF170
Product: ring finger protein 170
Exons: 7
Coding region: 250-1026 (258 amino acids)
Molecular function (GO): ubiquitin protein ligase activity
Source: RefSeq, a predicted model, not a curated record